Rubroshorea leprosula is the source of this 770-nucleotide messenger RNA. The record is from the annotation of a GenBank genome assembly. Lineage: Eukaryota; Viridiplantae; Streptophyta; Magnoliopsida; Malvales; Dipterocarpaceae.
UCUUUUUUGAUGCUUCUGCACAUAUAGGAUGGGGCAAAAAAAUAUGAGGAAUUGGGACCUCAAAUGGAAAUUCUGAAGAAUGAUACAGCAGAAUUGUGUGUAGAAGUGGGGAAAAUCAGCUCUGAGCGUCUUCCUGCCAUCACUGAGAAUCUGACGAUCGUGGCAGAACAGAUUAAGAUCGUGGAGAAUGGCUACAAGAAAAUGGAAAGUCAAAUUGCAGGGUUUGUUCAAAGUGAGCUCAAGAAGAAUGACUGGGAUAUUCCUUUGGACUACGAUUAUCUUGAUGGAAAGGAGAAUUUGAUGACAGAUUUGGAGUACCCUCUGGACAUGUUUGAUUUGGAUGGAAUGCCAAGGGAAGAAAUUCUGCCUGAGUUACAGAAGAUAAAGGAUAGCAUUGAAGAAUUCAAAAGGGAGAGUGAUAGGCGCUAUGAAGAAUUGAAAAGUGAGAAUGAAGAGUUGAAAAGGGAGAACAAGAGGCUCAACUCUAGGAUUACUACUAUAGAGACACUUAAAAACAAAUGAUAAGAGCAAGGAUGCCAAAGAAGUGAUAGAGACUGCAGGGGAUGAUGACUAGAGAGUGAGUGUGGCUGGUUUUACUCGAACCAGCAACACAAUCCCAGGAAAUAUGUAGUGAUAUUCCCUCCAGACAAUUUGUGUUCUUCUUUUCCCGACUAAUUUCUGUGGGUUCAUAGUUUAAAUUCCGUGUAAUGUUUAACUUUUUGAGUAUGUCUCUAUUUUGAGCGGAAUAUUUUUAGUAUGCAUAUUCUAGU